Molecule: messenger RNA, 1161 nt
Organism: Rotaria sp. Silwood2
Lineage: Eukaryota; Metazoa; Rotifera; Eurotatoria; Philodinida; Philodinidae
Source: the annotation of a GenBank genome assembly
AUGAGUUUGAUUCUUGUGCAAAAUACUAUUCUUUCACUCAUCGUCACCAGUAUUACAUUUGCUGUAGUUUUUCUUCUUAAUUAUUUAAAUAAGAAAAACUCGAUUACUAUCGAAGUUUCACGAAAGGUAGUUCAUAUUGGAGCUGGAACACUUUAUCUCGCCAUUUAUUUCUAUAAUGAUAAUGGAUAUUUUUCAAAAUAUGUGAAUAUAUUUCCAAAUCUUCUUUGGACUGGUAUACUUAUAUGGAAGAGUCAAUGUCAUUCUUCUGGUCAACAAAAAUAUGAUCUUGUGCUGGGUACAAUGACAAGAAAUCAUCGUGGAACUGAACUUUUACGUGGACCACUGUUUUUUAAUUUUGUUAUGAUCAUUUGUGAUACUCUUUUAUAUAAAACAAUACUUGGUUCCAUCAUAAUGGGUAUAUUAACAUGGGCAGAUGGUUUAGCUGCUGUCAUUGGUACUCAAUAUGGUAGUCGACGAAAACUUUAUCGAACAAAAACAUUGGAUGGAUUAUUGACUUUUUUUAUCAUGUUACAACCAUUAAAAUAUAUUCUUCAACAAAAACGAAUUAUAUUAGCUAGUGGUUCACCACAACGUAAACAAUUACUUCAAUCGGUUGGCUUAAAUUUUGAUAUAAUUAUUUCUGAUUUUGCUGAAGAUCUUGAUAUUUCGUCAUAUAAAGAAAAUCUUUCUCAAUAUGUUAUUGAUACAGCUGAACAUAAAUGUCGUCAUGUUUAUCAACAAAUUAAACUGCAUGAGAAUGAGAAAAAAAAUCUAGUUAUUAUAGGUGCUGAUACUAUGUGCUCAUUAGAUAACGUUGUCUAUGGCAAACCAUGUGAUAAAGAAGAUGCUUUUCGUAUGUUAAAAGCAUUCUCUAAUAAUACACAUCAAGUGUGUACUGGUGUUUGUAUUCUACAAGGAGAUAUGGCCAUAAAGACAUUUUCUGAAACAACUGAUGUUACAUUUGGCUUAAUUGAUGAUGAAACUAUUCGAGCCUAUAUUGAAACAGGUGAACCAAUGAAUAAAGCAGGAGCUUAUGGGAUACAAUCUUUAGGUGCGACAUUGGUUAAGAAAAUAGAUGGUGACUAUUUUAAUGUAGUUGGUUUUCCAAUUUAUCAUUUUUGUAUACAAUUGAAAGCGUUACUUAAUAAUGAAUUUAAAUAA